This is a messenger RNA of Hevea brasiliensis (rubber tree), 1558 nucleotides long. RefSeq names its product ATP synthase gamma chain, chloroplastic. Gene Ontology annotation, biological process: proton motive force-driven ATP synthesis. Gene Ontology annotation, cellular component: chloroplast thylakoid membrane. Lineage: Eukaryota; Viridiplantae; Streptophyta; Magnoliopsida; Malpighiales; Euphorbiaceae. The record is from RefSeq and is a predicted model, not a curated record. The transcript has a single exon. Bases 166 to 1296 code for a protein of 376 amino acids. Gene Ontology annotation, molecular function: proton-transporting ATP synthase activity, rotational mechanism.
CUCCCUUCCCUUCCCUCCACUCAUUUCCUCUAAACCAUAAACCAUAAACAUGAAAAAGAUAAGACACUCGCGUAAACCAUUCUGACAGACUAAAAACCACAAGCCAGAACUCCCUCCUCUUCUCUUUUGAUCUCUGGCUAGAGCUACAGAACGUUCACUACCAACAUGUCUUGCUCAAAUCUGACAAUGUUGGUGUCCUCAAAACCAUCUCUUUCUGACACCUCUUCACUAUCUUUUCGCUCUUCUCUCAACCCUUUUCAGCUUCCUACUCACAGUUCAUCCAGCAGCAACCCUUCAAGAUCCUCUUCUGUGACCCCAAUUCAUUGUGGUCUCCGUGAGCUUCGAAGUCGUAUAAAUUCAGUGAAGAACACACAGAAGAUCACCGAGGCCAUGAAGCUUGUUGCUGCUGCAAAGGUGAGGAGAGCACAAGAAGCUGUUGUCAAUGGUAGGCCUUUCUCUGAAACUCUUGUAGAAGUUCUUUACAACAUUAAUGAACAGCUCCAAACUGAGGACAUAGAUGUGCCUCUCACCAAAAUUAGGCCGGUCAAGAAAGUUGCUCUGGUUGUUGUUACUGGUGAUAGAGGUCUUUGUGGACCUUUCAACAAUAAUAUUAUCAAAAAAGCAGAAGCAAGAAUUGCAGAAUUGCAGGGUCUUGGACUUGAUUAUACUGUCGUUAGCGUUGGAAAGAAGGGCAACUCUUAUUUUGUAAGGCGGCCUUAUAUUCCAGUUGAUAGGUUUCUCGAGGGUACCACUCUCCCUACAGCUAAAGAGGCUCAAGCAAUUGCAGAUGAUGUAUUUUCACUCUUUGUUAGCGAAGAGGUUGAUAAGGUGGAGCUUUUAUACACGAAAUUUGUGUCACUGGUCAAGUCUGAUCCUGUCAUACACACAUUGCUUCCACUCUCACCAAAGGGAGAGAUUUGUGACAUUAAUGGGAACUGUGUGGAUGCUGCUGAGGAUGAACUCUUCAGGUUGACAACAAAAGAAGGGAAGUUAACUGUAGAGAGAGAUGUUUUUAGGACUCAAACAGUAGAUUUCUCACCCAUUUUGCAGUUUGAGCAGGACCCAGUUCAGAUUCUUGAUGCCUUGUUACCUCUAUAUUUGAAUAGUCAGAUUUUGAAGGCAUUGCAGGAAUCACUGGCCAGUGAGCUUGCUUCUAGGAUGAGCGCUAUGAGCAAUGCAACUGAUAAUGCAGUAGAAUUGAAGAAGACCCUUUCCAUCGUUUACAAUAGGGAGCGCCAGGCAAAGAUUACCGGAGAAAUACUGGAGAUUGUUGCAGGUGCCAAUGCAUUAACCUAGAAAUCUGUGGUUGCACUUACACAAUUCUGAUUCUCUCAGGGUAAUUUCAUGGGUUUCCUCUUAUUCAUUUAAAUAUGCUUAUUUUAAAAACAGUUAUGAGAUAGGACAUUUUUUUUUUCUUCCAUUGUAAUUCUCAAAUUGCUUAUAAAACUCUAUGAACACUGAGAACUGCAAUGUAUUUUGGAACAAGGGAGCAUUCUGCUUAUCUUUGUACCCCAGCCUUUUUUCCCUGAUAUAAUACUACAGUAUGUCUGAUAUGUUA